AUGGACUACAAGGACUACAAGGACGACAAGGACAUCAAGGACUACAAGGACGACAAGGAUGACAAGGACGACAAGAACAACAAGGACGACAAGGACGACAAGGACGACAAGGACAACAGGGAGGACAAGGAAAACAAGGACAACAAGAACGACGAGAAGGACGAUAAGGACGACAAGGAAGAGAAGGACGAUAACGACAAAACGGACGACAAGGACAUCAACGACUUCAAGGACGACAAGGACGAAAAGGCCGACAAGGACUACAAGGACGACAAGGACAAGGUCUACAAGGAAUAUAUGGACUACAAGGACAUCAAGGAAGAGAAGGAUGACAAGGAUGACAAGGAUGACAAGGACGACAAGGACUACAAGGACAACAAGGACGACAGGGACAAAAAGGACGACAAGGACAUCAAGGACUACAAGGACGGCAAGGACGACAAGGACGAGAAAGACGACAAGGACAAGAAGGACGACAAGGACAAGGGUUACAAGGAUUACAAGGGUUACAAGAACGACAAGAACUUCACGGACGACAAGGACAACAAGAACGUCACUGACGACAAGGACGACAGGAACGACAAGGACGACAAGGACAUCAAGAACGUCACUGACGACAAGGACGACUGGAACGACAAGGACGACAAUGACGACAGGAACGACAAGGACAACGAGGACGACAGGAACGACAAGGACAACAAGAACGUCAAGGACGACAAGGACAACAAGGACAACAAGGACAACAGGAACGUCACGGACGACAAGGACGACAGGAACGACAAGGACGACAAGGACAACAAGAACGUCACUGACGACAAGGACGACAGGAAAGACAAGGACGACAAGGACGACAGGAACGACAAGGACGACAAGGACGACAGGAACGACAAGGACAACAAGGACGUCACUGACGACAAGGACAACAGGAACGUCACGGACGACAAGGACGACAGGAACGACAAGGACAACAAGGACAACAAGAACGUCACUGACGACAAGGACGACAGGAACGACAAUGACGACAAGGACGACAGGAACGACAAGGACAACAAGGACAACAAGGACGUCAAAGACGACAAGGACAACAAGAACGUCACGUACGACAAGGACAACAAGGACAACAAGAACGUCACUGACGACAAGGACGACAGGAACGACAAGGACAACAAGGACAACAAGAACGUCACUGACGACAAGGACAACAAGGACAACAAGGACAACAAGAACGUCACGGACGACAAGGACGACAGGAACGACAAGGACAACAAGGACAACAAGAACGUCACUGACGACAAGGACGACAGGAACGACAAUGACGACAAGGACGACAGGAACGACAAGGACAACAAGGACAACAAGGACGUCAAAGACGACAAGGACAACAAGAACGUCACGUACGACAAGGACAACAAGGACAACAAGAACGUCACUGACGACAAGGACGACAGGAACGACAAGGACAACAAGGACAACAAGAACGUCACUGACGACAAGGACAACAAGGACAACAAGGACAACAAGAACGUCACGGACGACAAGGACGACAGGAACGACAAGGACGACAAGGACGACAAGGACGACAGGAACGAAAAGAACGACAAGGACGACAAGGACAAAAGAACGUCACGGACGACAAGGACGACAGGAACGACAAGGACGACAAGGACAACAAGGACGACAGGAACGUCACUGACUACAAGGACGACAGGAACGACAAGGACAACAAGGACAACAAGGACAACAAGGACGGCAAUGACGACAAGGACAACAAGGACAACAAGGACGGUGAAUAUUCACAGGAAUGCCAACAUUGACGUUCAGAUGAAUAUUCACAGGGAUGCCAACAUUGACGUUCAGAUGAAUAUUCACAGGGAUGCCAACAUUGAUGUUCAGAUGAAUAUUCACAGGGAUGCCAACAUUGAUGUUCAGAUGAAUAUUCACAGGGAUGCCAACAUUGAUGUUCAGAUGAAUAUUCACAGGGAUGCCAACAUUGAUGUUCAGAUGAAUAUUCACAGGGAUGCCAACAUUGAUGUUCAGAUAAAUAUUCACAGGGAUGCCAACAUUGAUGUUCAGAUGAAUAUUCACAGGGAUGCCAACAUUGAUGUUCAGAUGAAUAUUCACAAGAAUGCCAACAUUGACGUUCAGAUGAAUAUUCACAAGAAUGCCAACAUUGACGUUCAGAUGAAUAUUCACAAGAAUGCCAACAUUGACGUUCAGAUGAAUAUUCACAAUGAUGCCAGCAUUGAUGUUUAG
This is a messenger RNA of Ylistrum balloti, 2253 nucleotides long. RefSeq names its product protein starmaker-like. The record is from RefSeq and is a predicted model, not a curated record. The transcript has 3 exons. Lineage: Eukaryota; Metazoa; Mollusca; Bivalvia; Pectinida; Pectinidae. Bases 1 to 2253 code for a protein of 750 amino acids.